AUGGCGCCAAAGGUAGAAGGAGAGCAGAAGGCGGCGAAGAAGGGACCCAAGAAGGAGCCCGCCGCUAAGAAAGCCGUUCCCGCGGGGAAGAAACCCAUCGGCGAAAAGAAAGAGAAGAAGAAGGCUCGCAAGGCCGUGACAGAAACGUACAAAAUCUACAUCUACAAGGUGCUGAAGCAGGUGCAUCCAGACACGGGGAUCUCGUCCAAGGCCAUGUCGAUCAUGAAUUCUUUUAUAAAUGAUAUUUUUGAGAAGCUCGCGACGGAGGCGUCGAAGCUCGCGCGGUACAACAAGAAGCCGACGAUCACGUCUCGCGAGAUCCAGACGGCUCGCGCCCCGCUGCCCCGUCGCCUAGAGCGCCCUGCUGCCCCGUCGCCCAGCGCGCCCUGCUGCCCCACCACCCAGCACGCCCUGCUGUCCCGCCACCCAGCGCGCCCUGCUGCCCCGCCACCCAGCACGCCCUGCUGCCCCGUCGCCCAGCGUGCCCCGCUGCCUCAUUCGCGCGAGCAGCAGCAGCAGCAGCGCACUGCUGCCCUCUAG
This is a messenger RNA of Closterium sp. Naga37s-1, 540 nucleotides long. Lineage: Eukaryota; Viridiplantae; Streptophyta; Zygnematophyceae; Desmidiales; Closteriaceae. The record is from the annotation of a GenBank genome assembly.